UGGAGGGUUAGACAUCAUGGUGAACUUCCUGUCCCAGGGAUUGGAGCCGCUGGAGCAGGGGAGUGGAGAUGGGACCCAGGUGAGCCCACUGUCCCUGUCCCCCUGGCACAGGCUGCCCCGGACCCGAGCACAGACGUCAGGCCCUCAGCCCCAGCCCAUGGACCUGCAGGUGGGCCCGCGGCCCUCGGUGGAGCCACCGCCGGAGCCCACCUUGCUGUCGCUGCAGCACCCCUUGCCCCUGCACCUCUUCCUGGCAGGCCUGCAGCACCAGCGCACGGCAGAGCCCAUGAGGCCCUGCCCGCAGCUCUCCAUGGACGCUCCUGUGCCCGAAUUGCAAGGGGGGCCGCAAGAGCAGGAGGUGCGGCAGCUUCUCGACAAGGACAAGAGCAAAUGGAGCGCUGUUGCCAGCAGGGAGGUGAGGCAAAAGCUGGCGGAGGUGAUCCUAAAGAAACAGCAGGCGGCUCUGGAGACAUCAGUCCUCCCCAGUAGCCCCAGCAUUCCCUAUAGAACCUCCAAGCCCUUGGAGACAGAGAGGCCCACCUGCUCCAUGCUCAGCAACUUUCUGCCCCCUGUGCCCAGCCUGUCCAGUGACCCCCCAGAGCACUUACCUCUGCGGAAGACAAUCUCCGAGCCCAACGUAAAGCUGCGCUGCAAGCCCAAGAAGCUGCUAGAGGGGAGGAAGAACCCGCUGCGCAGAAAGGGGAGCGCCCCAUCCAAUCUCCAUCUCCGCAGGCGGCCUGCAGAGACCCUUGGAGACUCCUCCCCCAGUAGUAGCAGCACGCCUACAUCAGGGUGCAGCUCCCCCAAUGACAGCAAACAUGGCCCCAACCCCGUCCUGGGCUCGGAGGCGCUCUUGGGCCAGCGGCUGCGGCUGCAGGAGACCUCUCUGGCCCCCUUCGCCUUGCCGGCUGUGUCCUUGCUGCCCGCAAUCACGCUGGGGCUGCCCGCCCCCGCCAGGGCUGAUGGCGACCACAGGACCCCUCCGACUCCGGGCCCCCGAGGGCCCAUCCUGGGGAGCCCCCAGACCCCCCUCUUCCUGCUCCCCGGCCUGGAGCCCGUCCUCCUCCUGGAUCCCUCAGUCUCCCACGCCCCCCUGCUAACCGUGCCCGGGCUGGGGCCCCUGCCCUUCCACUUUGCCCAGUCCUUACUGACCACUGAGAGGCUCUCUGGGUCGGGCCUCCACUGGCCGCUGAGCCGGACCCGCUCAGAGCCCCUGCCACCCUCCAUGGAACGGUUCAAACCUCACGUGCAAGGGAUCGAGAGGCCGGCCAAUCCCAGUGAGCAGCCCCAAAUGCGGCAGACACCCUUGGCCAAGCACCUCCAGGCAGAUGGCGGGGGGCUGGGGCAAGUGGUGGACGAUGGCCCAGAACCCAGGGACUUGAACCAUGGACAGCGAGAGGCCAGGGGCCCCCUUCCCCUCCAGCAGCACCAGCAGGUGUUCCUCUGGGAGCAGCAGCGACUAGCCAGGCGGCUUCCGGGUGGAGCCACGGGCGACUCCGUGCUGCUUUCCCUGGCCCGGGGCGGCCACCGGCCCCUGUCCAGGACUCAGUCAUCUCCAGCUGCGCCUGCCUUGCUGCCAACCUCAGAACCCACCAGCCAGGCCCGUGUCCUCUCCAGUUCGGAGACCAGCUGCAGAGCUCUGCCCUUUACCACAGGGCUGGUCUACGAUUCGGUAAUGCUGAAGCAUCAGUGCUCCUGCGGAGACAACAGCAGACACCCCGAACACGCAGGCCGCAUCCAGAGCAUCUGGUCUCGGCUGCAGGAGCGGGGGCUGCGCAGCCAGUGUGAGUGUCUCCGGGGCCGUAAGGCCUCCCUGGAGGAGCUGCAGUCGGUUCACUCGGAGCGACACGCGCUCCUCUAUGGCACCAGUCCUCUCAGCCGCCUCAAGCUGGACAACCGAAAGCUGGCAGGGCUCCGGGCAGAGCGGAUGUUUGUGAUGCUGCCGUGUGGCGGGGUCGGGGUGGACACGGACACCACCUGGAACGAGCUGCAUACCUCCAACGCCGCCCGCUGGGCCGCUGGCAGUGUCACCGAGCUUGCCUUCAAAGUGGCCUCCCGGGAACUAAAGAAUGGCUAUGCUGUGGUUCGACCCCCGGGACACCAUGCAGACCAUUCUGUAGCUAUGGGCUUCUGCUUCUUCAACUCCGUGGCCAUCGCCUGCCGGCAGCUGCAGGAACAGGGCAAGGCCAGCAAGAUCCUCAUUGUGGACUGGGACGUCCACCAUGGCAAUGGCACCCAGAAGACCUUCUACCAGGACCCCAGUGUGCUCUACAUCUCCCUGCAUCGCCAUGACAACGGCAACUUCUUUCCUGGCAGCGGGGCUGUGGAUGAGGUUGGAGCUGGCAGUGGCGAGGGUUUCAACGUCAACGUGGCCUGGGCUGGAGGCCUGGACCCGCCAAUGGGGGAUCCUGAAUACCUGGCUGCCUUCAGGAUAGUCGUCAUGCCCAUUGCCCGAGAGUUUGCCCCUGACCUGGUCCUCGUUUCUGCUGGAUUUGAUGCCGCCGAAGGUCACCCUGCCCCGUUGGGUGGCUACCAUGUUUCUGCCAAAUGUUUUGGCUACAUGACGCAGCAACUGAUGAGCCUGGCAGGAGGUGCAGUGGUUCUGGCGCUGGAAGGUGGCCAUGACCUCACGGCCAUCUGCGAUGCCUCCGAGGCCUGUGUGGCUGCUCUUCUGGGCAACAAGGUAGAUCCACUCUCCGAAGAAGGCUGGAAGCAGAAGCCCAACCUUAACGCCAUCCGCUGCCUGGAAGCCGUGAUCCGGGUGCACAGUAAAUACUGGGACUGCAUGCAGCACCUGGCUUCCUGUCCGGACUCCUGGCUGCCCGGGGCCAGCGCAGUAGAGGCCGUGACCACUUAGGAGUUCCUCUUCGCGGGAGGCCGUUGAACCACUGGCUGAAGAGCAAGGACGACUCUCAGCACCGUCUUCGCGCCUGCCCUGUGUGCCUGCCUCUGCAGCGGUGCUGUCUCUGAGGUCUUGGCCUGUGCAAAGUCAGGACUGUGCUUAGC
Molecule: messenger RNA, 3006 nt
Organism: Suncus etruscus (white-toothed pygmy shrew)
Lineage: Eukaryota; Metazoa; Chordata; Mammalia; Eulipotyphla; Soricidae
Gene: HDAC7
Product: histone deacetylase 7
Exons: 26
Coding region: 17-2857 (946 amino acids)
Biological process (GO): chromatin organization; negative regulation of transcription by RNA polymerase II
Cellular component (GO): histone deacetylase complex
Molecular function (GO): histone deacetylase activity
Source: RefSeq, a predicted model, not a curated record